AUGUGUCGCUUUCUGGUAUAUAAAGGCUCAGAUGCCAUCUUGCUUUCUAAAAUCAUUCUGGAACCCACCCACUCAAUUCUUAAUCAGUCCUUCGACUCUCGCCUUCGUUUGGACAUGAGAAGACCUCAUAAUGGCGAUGGAUUUGGUAUUGGUUAUUACACAGAACCUGAACUUGGACCUGAACCAUGUAUCUUCACAUCUACUAUUCCUGCGUGGAACUGUAUCAACCUUCAACGAAUUGCUUCAAAGACUGCUUCACCACUUAUAUUUGCUCACGUACGAGCUACGACCGAAGGCUCCCUCAGCGAUGAUAACUGCCACCCUUUCUCCCACGGGAGUUUGAUGUGGAUGCAUAAUGGUGGAUUAGGUGGUUGGAAACACAUAAAAAGACGCCUGGGCGAAAGACUGGCCGACAAAUGGUAUCUUGGAGUUCACGGAGGAACCGACAGUGAAUGGGCAUUCGCAUUAUACCUGGAUACACUUGAGAGAAUGGGUCAUAACCCAAGUGCUCCACCAGCUGAGGGAUUUGGUCCAACUGUUUUAAGGCAUGCUAUGCUAGCCACCAUCAAACAGAUCAACGAUUUCAUUGCCGCAAUCCCAGGAAAGACAAUCGAGGAGGAAAAUCUGGACAUUCGAAGCUUGUUGAAUUUCGCAAUAACCGACGGGCAUAGUAUUGUCUGUACUCGUUAUGUCAGUAGCAAAAUCGAUGAGGCAGCUAGUCUGUACUACUCCUCCGGCACUACAUGGGAGGACAAAAGUAACAAAGGCGAAUAUCAAAUGGAUCGUCGUGAUAAGGGUGCUGAUAUCGUCCUCGUCGCAAGUGAACCGUUAACAUUCGAAAGAGAAAGCUGGGUGACAGUUCCAACCAACUCCACUUUGACAAUUCACAAGCAAACUGUUAUGGUACAUCCAAUUAUCGACGAGUAUUAUAACCACAACCCAUAUCAUUCGCGAUCCUCUCAAUUCGUUACCGAUAAGGGUCUCGUUACCAAUGAAAAGUCAACGCCAGCUCCUACGCCAGCUCCUACUGGAUCUACACUAUUACAUCAAUCACUUACCAGAACAAUCAUCCCAUCAUCAGCCAUGUUAUCACCAAGAGAAAAUUAUGAUCCCAAUACGGUGAAUAACGCAUCACACACAUCAGCAAUCUCAGAUAUCAGACAUGCCACACCAGCAGCAUCUCGUCCCUCGAUUUCUUCCAACAAGUCUGGAGAACAAGGCAACACCAAAAAGAAGCGAGCUGCGGCUCCUGCCCCUACGAUCGUACAAAUACCAGCUAACACAAUAAAUGCUGGAACAUCCAAUGGAACAUCAGGAGUCGAUUACAUAGACACGCCUGAUACACCAGAACUGACAAAAAAUUCUGACAGCAGAAAUAAAAUAGCGCAGUAUUUCCCAGAGCUGGAUAGUAUUGAUCGGAAUUGA
Botrytis byssoidea is the source of this 1425-nucleotide messenger RNA. RefSeq lists its product as uncharacterized. Bases 1 to 1425 code for a protein of 474 amino acids. The transcript is spliced from 4 exons. The record is from RefSeq and is a predicted model, not a curated record. Lineage: Eukaryota; Fungi; Ascomycota; Leotiomycetes; Helotiales; Sclerotiniaceae.